GGGGCUCCGGUCCGGGCUUUGGCUGCGGCCCCGGUGUAGUAGCGGGGGCGGCGGCCGGGGGCAGCGCGGCUCCUUCCCUUGUUGUGUGUGUCGGUGCCUCCUCGCCAUCUUGUUGCAAAGCCUUUUCUUGUCGGCGGGACUCCCGGGGGCCGCGGGGCGGGAGGCAUCUGAAGGGAAGAAGAGAGGGAGGGGAAGGAGGGAGGCAGUGCUGCCUUUUGUUUUUUUGCAUCAAAAUUUUUAAAAUUUGCAAAUUAUAUUUUGCAAAUAUUUUGGGAAACAUUAAUUUUUGUCUCCGUGCUCUCCCGUUCUUCCCUGCGGAGUGCGCUGCGCCGCCCAGCCCUGUCGCCCCCCGGAGGUGAUCCCUCCCUCCUGCCUGCCCGCCAGCCUGACCUGUGCCCGGCUCGCGGGCCGCAGUCUCGGCCCCGGCGCGCCCCCGGCAGCUCUCGGCGCGAUGAGCAUAGAGACGCUACUGGAGGCGGCCCGCUUCCUGGAAUGGCAAGCGCAGCAACAACAGAGAGCACGUGAGGAGCAGGAGCGGCUUCGCUUGGAGCGGGAGAGGGAGCAGGAGCAGAAGAAGGCCAGCAGCCUGGCCAGGCUGGCCCAUGCCCUGCCCGUGGAGGAGCCCCGCAUUGAAGCACCACCCCUACCUCUGUCCCCUCCGGCACCCCCGCCAGCACCCCCACCCCCACUUGCCACCCCCACCCCACUGACUGUCAUUCCUAUUCCAGUAGUGACCAACUCUCCUCAACCUCUGCCCCCACCCCCACCACUGCCUCCUGCAGCCCAGCCUCUGCCCCUGGCGCCCCGCCAGCCAGCCCUGGUUAGCACCCCUGGACUCAGCAUUAAGGAGGCUGCCCCCCUGCCCACCAGGCCACAGGUGCCCACCCCUGCUCCCCUGCUGCCGGACUCCAAGACCACCCUUCCGCCCACUGGCAGCCCUAAGCCUCUGCAGCCCCUCCCCACCCCUAUCCUGACCAUAGCACCACACCCUGGAGUCCAGCCCCAGCUGGCCCCCCAGCAGCCACCCCCACCCACUCUUGGGACCCUGAAGUUGGCACCAGCGGAAGAAGUCAAAUCCAGCGAACAGAAGAAGAGGCCUGGGGGGAUCGGAACCAGAGAAGUCCACAACAAAUUGGAGAAGAACAGGAGGGCCCAUCUGAAAGAAUGCUUUGAGACCCUGAAGCGUAACAUCCCCAACGUGGACGACAAGAAGACGUCGAAUCUGAGUGUGCUGCGGACGGCGCUGCGGUACAUCCAGUCUCUGAAGAGGAAGGAGAAGGAAUACGAGCAUGAGAUGGAGCGGCUGGCGCGGGAGAAGAUCGCCACACAGCAGCGGCUGGCGGAGCUCAAGCAUGAGCUGAGCCAGUGGAUGGACGUGCUGGAGAUCGACCGUGUGCUUCGGCAGACUGGCCAGCCGGAGGACGACCAGGCCUCCACCUCUACGGCCUCUGAGGGUGAGGACAACAUAGACGAGGAUAUGGAGGAGGAUCAGGCCGGCCUGGGCCCACCUAAACUGAGCCAUCGCCCCCACCCGGAGCUGCCGAAGCCACCGCCCAGCACCGCCCCCGCACCUCUGCCUCCCCAUCCACACCCCCACUCCCAGCCUGUGGCCCUGUCUCCUGUCCACCUGCCUGGGCAGCAGCCGCCGCCACAGCAGAAGACACCUCUGCCAGCCCCUCCUCCCCCACCGGCUGCUCCUGCCCAGACGCUGGUGCCCGCUCCAGCCCAUCUGGUGGCUGCAGCUGGUGGAGGUUCCACGGUCAUCGCCCACACGGCCACCACCCACGCCUCAGUCAUCCAGACUGUGAACCACGUUCUACAGGGGCCGGGCGGCAAGCACAUCGCCCACAUUGCCCCCUCGGCCCCCAGCCCUGCUGUGCAGCUGGCACCUGCCACACCCCCCAUUGGCCACAUCACAGUGCACCCUGCCACCCUCAACCAUGUGGCCCACCUCGGCUCCCAGCUGCCCCUGUAUCCACAGCCCGUGGCAGUGAGCCAGCCCGUGGCGGUGAGCCACAUUGCCCACACCCUCUCACACCAGCAAGUGAAUGGCACAGCGGGGCUGGGACCCCCAGCCACUGUCAUGGCAAAGCCAGCUGUGGGGGCUCAGGUGGUGCACCACCCCCAGCUGGUGGGCCAGACAGUGCUCAACCCCGUGACCAUGGUCACCAUGCCCUCCUUCCCGGUCAGCACACUCAAGCUGGCUUGAGGAUGAGGCCACUCAGAGGCCCCCAGUGGGGGCAGGGAGGGGGACCUGUCCCCCACUCUCCCACCCACCAGCUCCACACAUUCCAGCCAGGCCAAGGCCCGCCCCACCCACACCCACCCCCAGGCCUCCUAGGGGAAGGGGGUGCAGAGACUCUGAGCCAGGGGAGGGAGGGCCCCCCCCAGGGAGCUGGGCACAGGGCAGGGGGUUACCCCACUGCACUAGGACUUGAUAAAUUGAUGAGACACUCUGGUGAAUGUGCCACUCAUCCGGCCUGGUGCCAGCUCCAGUGCCGUUCCCGCCUCCCCACCUUGUCCCCUGCAACCAGUGAGAAGUGGGUGUUGUGUUCUCCGGCUUCCCCGACCCUGCCUGCCUUCCUGUGCUGCUGCUGCUAUUGCUGUCUGAUGAGGUGGCUGAGUGCCGGGUCCUCUGUCCUGAGCCUCGGCCUUCUCUCCCCAGGCCUUUGGAGGGGACGGGGAGAGGGAGCAGAACUGAAGCAACUUGGCCCAGGAAGCUGGGUACCGUGGGGGAGGGGGGGGCGCUCUGCUCUGAGUACACGUGACCGAUCCUAAGAAGUGGCUGCUCUGCAGUCCCACCCACACAGGUGGGCGCCAGCCUACGGUUCUCCGACCCAGCUGCGGUCACUGGCUCGUCACAGCAGAAGCUAGUUAAGAGGAGUCUCUAUCAACAACUGAACCCGUGCUGUUGCUAAGCUCCCUGAGCGCCCCAAUCCUUGCCACUGGGCUCCUGACCUCAGGAGGGUAGGCUGAAGGUGGGUGGGGACUGGGAAGGAAGGGCUUGGCCCCUCCCCCCCCUC
Molecule: messenger RNA, 3023 nt
Organism: Acinonyx jubatus (cheetah)
Lineage: Eukaryota; Metazoa; Chordata; Mammalia; Carnivora; Felidae
Gene: MNT
Product: MAX network transcriptional repressor
Exons: 6
Coding region: 452-2209 (585 amino acids)
Biological process (GO): regulation of transcription by RNA polymerase II
Molecular function (GO): protein dimerization activity; RNA polymerase II cis-regulatory region sequence-specific DNA binding; DNA-binding transcription factor activity, RNA polymerase II-specific
Source: RefSeq, a predicted model, not a curated record